Amblyraja radiata (thorny skate) is the source of this 6246-nucleotide messenger RNA. Its product is annotated as collagen alpha-5(IV) chain. Gene Ontology annotation, biological process: extracellular matrix organization. NCBI's taxonomy places the organism in Eukaryota, Metazoa, Chordata, Chondrichthyes, Rajiformes, Rajidae. The transcript has 52 exons. The record is from RefSeq and is a predicted model, not a curated record. Gene Ontology annotation, molecular function: extracellular matrix structural constituent conferring tensile strength. Gene Ontology annotation, cellular component: collagen trimer. Bases 174 to 5105 code for a protein of 1643 amino acids.
AGUAAAUGCAGGCGGGAGACGGAGGCGGGCGCUGGGUUCGCAUCUGAGUUGUGUAGACCCGGAGCAAGCCGCGUUAAUUCUGGCAGCCAGAGGUCUCUCUGGUAACAGCUCUCCCGUCCUCUCCACUCCGGGGAAGUGAGCUGAGUAACACUGGCUCGACUCUGACCAUCGGCAUGCCAGUCCUGCCGGUCCUUGGCUGUGUGCUUGUGAUUCUGCCCAUUCUGACUAUCGCAGAGGCGGCCUGUGCGUGCAGUGGUAAAUCAAACUGUUACUGUGAUGGGGUGAAGGGCAACAAGGGUGAAAGAGGGUUACCUGGUUUCCUGGGCCAACCUGGGUUUCCAGGGUUUCCUGGUACAGAGGGUCCACAAGGCCCAGAAGGUCACCAGGGGGACGGUGGAUUCCCCGGAUUUCCAGGAAUAAAAGGCUCAAGGGGGCUUCCUGGUUUACCAGGACAUCCAGGAAAUCCCGGCUUUCCAGGUAUCCAUGGAAAGGAUGGGCCUCUUGGUGUUAGAGGCGCACCAGGGUGCAAUGGCACAAAGGGUAAUCCGGGUCUUCCAGGAAUUUCUAGGUCAGACGGACAUCAAGGAAUUCAGGGACCUCCAGGGUUUCCAGGUCAAAAGGGUGAACCAGCUCGGAACAUACUGGUGAAUCCAGGAGGGAAAGGACACCGUGGAUCAGUGGGUCCCCAAGGAAGCCCAGGAGAUCCAGGAAACCCCGGACAGCGUGGACCCUUUGGACCUCCAGGUUCCCAGGGUCUGACAGGACCACCUGGCCAUCCAGGUCCAAAGGGCAACAUGGGAUUGUUCUUCGUGGGUUCGAAAGGUGACAAGGGUGCGAAAGGUCUUCCUGGACCGGUUUACCGGCAAGAACGCCGUCCAACCAUUAUUGAGAAAGGACCGAAGGGCAGCCCAGGACCUUCUGGUGACCCAGGGAUUUCUGGUCCCCCAGGUUUACCUGGUGGCAUAGCAUCAGGAUGGAAGGGAGAUAAAGGAGAUCGAGGAGUCCCAGGAGCUCUGGGAAAACUCGGUAAAGAUGGAGAAUCUGGAGUGACGGGGUUUCAGGGACUGAAAGGUGAUCCAGGUUUUGCAGGGUUUCCAGGAAGACCAGGAGAACCGGGACGGAAAGGGCAAAUUGGUCGCCUAGGGCCUCCUGGUUCACCCGUGGAAGACGUUUAUCAGCCUUCUGUAAAAGGGGAACGAGGGAACCCUGGACGUACUGGACCUAAAGGACAACCAGGACCACAAGGUGCAGAAGGUCCAUUUGGCUUUCCAGGCCAGCCAGGAAUCUCCAGACGUGGGCCUCAAGGGCAGCCUGGAUAUCCGGGACAGGAAGGUCUGAAAGGAAACAGAGGUGACCCUGGGAAGAUUACUGAAGGUCCACAAGGUCCUCCAGGCCUUCCGGGAUCCCUCGGCCUUCCCGGCCCUGUGGGCCCACCAGGUGACAUAAUCUACACGAAGGGGGAAUCAGGAGCGAUCGGCUCUCCUGGUCUAACGGGUUUAGUUGGUUUGCAUGGUCCAAAUGGAUUGAAAGGUGAUAAAGGUGAACCAUGUGAAAAAUGCCAUGGACCUGCAGAGACUGGACCUCCCGGGGCACCUGGACCCCCUGGGGAACCUGGGAGCGUUGGUUUGUCAGGCCCAAAGGGAAAUCGUGGUGUUCCAGGUGAAAAAGGAAGGACCGGUAUCCUGGGCUCUCCGGGGCUUCUGGGUUUCGAAGGAGCUGCAGGGCCGAAGGGUGAUCCAGCAGGAGGCAGUAGUGAACAAGGUGGAAAAGGAGAUAAAGGUGAUCCAGGCUUCCCUGGAGUUACCGGAAUACCAGGAAGUGGUGGAAUUCCCAGCAAAGAAGGCCCGAAAGGACACAAAGGAAUUAAGGGUGACCCCAUGCGACAUUCGCUACUGGGUGAGAUGGGUCCUCCUGGUGCCCCAGGAAGCCGUGGUAGCACAGGACCCAUGGGACUCCCGGGACCACCUGGGUUUGGUCCAACAGGUGCACGUGGUCCCGAAGGUGACCGUGGAGAAUCUGGCCUAAUGGGAAGUAGUGGUCUCCCAGGUCCAAAGGGACAGCACGGUGACUGCAAAAAUAUCUCAGGUGCACCAGGGCUUCACGGUGAAAGAGGAAUACGUGGGCUGCGGGGAGCUCAAGGUAAUCCUGGACCUCCAGGCAGAUUUGGGCCGCAGGGUGAUCGGGGAGAACACGGGCAGAGAGGUCCAAUGGUGAGAGGACUACCAGGCCAUCCUGGUGCUACAGGUAACCCAGGCUUUCCAGGAUCAAUUGGUACCCCAGGAAUUCCAGGAAGAACAGGAGCACCUGGAAUACCAGGAAUGCCAGGAGUGAGAGGUCCUAAGGGUGUCAAAGGUUAUGGGCCACCAGGCACCACUGGGCCACCAGGUCCUCCAGGAAAUGUAGGACUUCCAGGGCAGAAGGGUAACGCCGGACCCUGUGGACCUCCUGGAAGUGAUGGCCGUCGUGGUUGUAAGGGCUCUCACGGUCCAAACGGUGACCUUGGAAACAGAGGUCCCAAGGGGCCAAGAGGUCCACGUGGAUCACCAGGAAGAGGCCUACCUGGACUUGUAGGUGUAGAGGGCGCACCUGGACCAGAUGGUCCUCCAGGAUUACCAAGUAGAGGACUCAUGGGUGAUCCCGGUAGUCCAGGAAUUGGCAUUCCAGGUGCUCCUGGAAUUCCGGGGCACAAUGGGAAUCCAGGCAUUGCGGGAUCUCCUGGACCGAGAGGUCCGCCAAGCCAACCAGGAUGGCCAGGAACAGCAGGAAGAUCAGGUGCUAAAGGUGAACCGGGUAUUAUGGGUGAGCCGGGGACUGCAGGCUUAAUUGGUCCUCAAGGACCUCAGGGCCGGUAUGGAGACAAAGGCAGCAACGGUCGGACUGGACCAAGGGGUGGCAGAGGCACAAUUGGAAUGAAAGGUCAAAGGGGUGCAAAGGGAAUGAAAGGCAAUUCGUGUGAAAUGACAAUAAAAGGUGCAAUGGGAGAUCCUGGACCUCCAGGACUGGAUCAAGGAACAGGACCAAAGGGUGAGAUGGGUUCCAACGGUGAGCCAGGCUACAAAGGUAAAGAGGGAAUGCCCGGACCACCAGGCCCAGAAGGUCCACCAGGAGAACCAGGUCCAUCGGGGAAUCCGGGAUAUACGGGACCACCAGGAGCCUUGGGAAUAUUGGGUCCAAUGGGCCUCCCUGGUGAGAGAGGAAUUAAAGGAUCUGUUGGAGUAUCAGGCUCUGUGGGUGCUCCUGGGAUAGAUGGUACAUCUGGUCCAAAGGGUGAGAAAGGUGAACCAACUCUAAUCCAGGGUCUCCCAGGCUCACCUGGACAAAAGGGUAACCAAGGCAUUUCAUUAAAUAGAGGGACACCGGGACUUCCUGGUUCCCCAGGCCAACCAGGAUCGGAAGGGCUUUGGGGACCCUCUGGUGAAAAAGGUGACGCAGGACGAUCAGGUUGUCCAGGUUCUCUGGGGCCUAAAGGCAGUACAGGACUGAACGGGAGAGCCGGUUUGCCAGGGAGUCCAGGAGUUCCAGGUCCUCCAGGACCAGUAAGAAGACCUAGCCUUCCUGGAGCACCAGGCAGAAAGGGCGAUCAAGGUUCUGACGGCAUCCCAGGUCCUAAUGGACCCAGAGGAGAUCUGGGACCUCCUGGAAGAGGAAAGAAAGGGAAUCUUGGUCCUCCAGGGCCCCCAGGUGCCAAAGGAGAUGUGGGCCCUCCUGGUGAUGAUAAUGAUGGGGGGCCUCCUGGUCCAGAAGGAGAUCUAGGUCCCCAAGGCCCACGUGGACCUCCAGGUGAAACUGGCCCACCUGGUCUGGCCGGGAUGAGCAUUCAAGGUCCCAAAGGAAACCAAGGUCCUCAUGGCACCCCUGGGCCAGCAGGUAACCGUGGGCCGAAAGGAUUGCGCGGUGAAUCAGGAUGGGGCAAUCUAAAAGGAGAUAGGGGCUCAUGUGGUGUCCCAGGAAUUCCUGGCAAUCCAGGUGACAGAGGUGACACGGGUCCUCCAGGACAACCGGGAACCCCUGGUAUUUCAGUUCCAGGUCCGAAAGGUCACCGUGGUGUAACUGGUACUCCCGGGUUCCCAGGUACACAAGGUGACAAAGGAUCCCUGGGGCAGGUGGGAAAUGCUGGCCCACCAGGACAGGUUGGAGAGCCAGGUCCACCAGGGCCACCUACCUUCAACAUAAAGGGUGAUCAAGGAUUGCCAGGUUUGCCAGGGCCUGACGGAGAAUGUGGGAGUCCAGGAUCUCCUGGCUCACCUGGACACAUUGGAAAACCAGGCCCAUCUGGACCAUUUGGUCCCAACGGGCUUCCUGGAGCUAUAGGUCACCCAGGACCACAUGGAUCCCCUGGAUUUGAUGGACCGACAGGAUCAAAGGGGUCUCCAGGUGCAAAAGGAAAGCAAGGAGUUAAAGGAUCUUCAGGACCAUCGACAUCAGUUAUCCAAGGUUUCAUCUAUACAAGACACAGUCAAUCGAGAGACAUACCUCUGUGCCCAGGUGGCACCAAACAGCUACAUAUUGGCUACUCUCUCCUCUUUGUGCAAGGCAACAGACGUGCAUAUGGGCAAGAUUUAGGAACCGCUGGGAGUUGCUUGCCCAGGUUCAGCGUGAUGCCUUUUUUGUUCUGUGAUAUAAAUGAUGUCUGCAACUAUGCGUCACGAAAUGAUUAUUCCUAUUGGUUGUCAACUUCAAAACGAAUGCCAAUGGAUAUGGCUCCGAUCAAAGGGCAAGAGCUGCAACCAUUUAUAAGCAGAUGUGUCGUUUGUGAAAGUCCAGCAAUGGUCAUAGCUGUGCACAGUCAAACUAUUCAGAUCCCACCCUGUCCAAGAGGCUGGAAAUCCAUGUGGAUUGGCUACUCAUUUGUAAUGCACAGAGGCUCAGGUGCUGAGGGAUCGGGUCAAGCUUUGGCUUCACCUGGAUCGUGUUUGGAAGAAUUUCGUGUGACACCUUUUAUUGAAUGUCACGGGAGGGGGACGUGCAACUAUUAUGCAAACGCCUACAGUUUUUGGCUGGCAACGCUGGAUCCCACACAAAUGUUCAGGAAACCCAGGCCACAAACAUUAAAAGCAGGAGAAUUACGAUCAAUAAUAAGCCGGUGUCAAGUCUGUACAAAGUGAACGUGGACGUUAACGGAUAUAAUGGUGCUCUUCCUGAUAUGUUUUGAAUUGUGUAUAAACAACUAUGAAGAUAAUUUAAUAUGAUUAAUCCAUGGUGCUGACUGGACUGUAACAAAUAUAACCAAUAACUUGAUGUUGGUAACACUUACAAAAAACAUUCGCAUCAGCCAUGCGACCACCCAAAGGAAGGACACAGUUACUAAAUUCUACAAAACCGCUGCCAGAUUUUUUAUUGUAGUAAUAAAUAUUUUAACCGUAUAAUGGUGCUGGUGAAGACAUGAUAGAUUUCUAUGUUAUAGAUUAAAAAUGUUGUGUUGGAUAUAGAUGGAGCUAUAUCAUGUGCUAAUCCUUGUUGGUCAACUGAGAAAUACAACAAAUCAUUGAUUCUGUAAGCGUUUAUUUAAAAUUGUGUACCAUAUAUAUACAUCUGACUCAAACCAUAAAGAAUGAAAUGGGAGCAGUGAAACUAUUGAACAGAGAGCAUUUUAUAUUAGUGUUACACCUUGACAAGACAUCAUCUUCUAUCUUUUAGUGCUGUGCAUAUUGAAGAUGCAUCCUGAAAAAGGUAUGUUUUCUAUGAAUCUGAUGAUUUUAGGGGUAGUUAACUUUAUUUUGCUAGAUAGUUAUAGUCAUAGUCAUACAGCCUGGAAACAGGCCCUUUGGCUCAACUUGCUCCCAUGGGCCAACAUGUCCCAUCGACACUAGUCCCACCUGCCUUGGUUUGGCCCAUAUCCCUCUGAACCUGUCCUAUCCAUGUACCUGUCCAAACAUUUCUUAAACGUUGCGAUAGUACCUGCCUCAACUACCUCCUCCGGCAGCUCGUUCCAUACACCCACUGUGUGAGAAAGUUACCCCUCAGGUUCCUGUGAAAUCUUUCCCCCUUAACCUUAAACCUAUGUCCCCAGGUUCAUGAUUCCCCUACUCUGGGCAAGAGACUCUGUGCGUCUACCCAAUCUAUUCCUCUCAUGAUUUUGUACCCCUCUGUGACAAGUAAGCGAUCGUGAAGUGGCUGAAGUGUUUAAAUUGUAUGAGUUGCAACAAUUCAAUAUACCAAUCUUGUUUUAGUCUGGCAAAAAAAUUAUGGUUUAAAUCAUGCAUGUACUUAUGUUAUCUACAAUGAAAGAAUUUGCUUUUAAAAUUU